UGCAAACACUGUAGGGCCCGCUUCCGGUUCGAGUACCCGGAACCGCCGCCUCUCGGGAUGGACGAACCAAUUCCACACUGCUGGGGCUGCGCAUGGAGGACUGGACCGGAGUAUGGGGCCAUGAGCAGCCAUGGCUGCCAAGGACGCCACCCUGUGGAUGGGGAGGAGAGAAAGAAGAGGAAGGUCAGGCUCUGCGGAAGGCUGAGAGAAGCCGCUCCUGCUCACGGGAGAAAAAGGAGGGUUACACUAAGGACAUGGUGACAGACUUUGAUGAGAAACAUGAUGAGUAUUUAAUAUUGCUUCAGCAGAGGAACCGGAUAUUAAAGCAUUUGAAAACCAAGGAUCCCGUGCAGCUGAGGCUGGAACACUUGGAGCAGGGGUUCUCUGUCUACAUCAACGGGGCCAAUUCUGAGCUGAAGACGUCGCCACGCAAAGCCGUCCACUGCGACUUCUCCAGAGGUGCCUCACAUGCCGAGGGGACACACGAUUACGGACGAAGAGCCCUGUUUAGAGAAGCUGAAGAAGGCUUAAGACGUGGCUCCCGGACAGCCCCCAGCAAAGUCCAGCGCCGAGGAUGGCACCAGAAAUCUGUGCAAAUCAGAACAGAAGCUGGCUCGCGGCUCCACAUCGAACCUCCUCUGGACUAUUCUGAAGAUUUCGAGUCAUGUGGGGAAGUGAAUGUUGAGGCAAAGGAUGCUUCUGGGGAUCGUCCACAGGAUACCAAGUCUCCCAUCAGCACUGUGCCCUGCGAUUUUAAUUUCUCUCUGCUGAACGCACAUGGACAUCCCAACCCUCCGAGCAUCAUGGACAAAGAAAGAAUCCUAUUAACUAUUCAUGAUGUGAUGGAGCUGAGAAAAAGCUUAGAGCUUAGCGUAAAUCUACAAAGGAAGCAAAAGGAUUAUUCCAGUGAUGAGUACGACUCCAUUGAAGAAGAUGUACUCUCUGAGCCCGAACCAGAGGACCAGGCACUGAUGGGCCAUCCCAGAGAUGACCCCCUUCUUUCAAGUGGGGACUCAAUGCAAAAGGACCUUCCUGAGGACCAGGAGGCAGAAGGACACCCUCUCCAGGGCCCAGAUACGCUGGUGGUGCUGGGAUUUAACACGACUUCCAAAAGUAGUAAAAGGGAAAGGCAUUUAUCUGCUAAACGGAAGGACAAUGCUGAAGUCUUCAUUCCCAGCAAAUCUGAGCCAACCCUGAAUCACCAGCCCCCAACCAUACUCCCAGAACAGGAGAGGCCCUGCUCCAGGCCCGGAAGCCGACGAGAGAGACCCCUGUCAGCAACCCGAAAAACCGUGCUCAAGGCUGAGGACCGGGAGGAAGACGCCUCGGCUGUGCUCAGAGCCAUCCAGGUGGAGAACGAAGCCCUGCAGAGGGCGAUCCUCCGCAGAAAGGCUGAGCCUCCAGCCAGCCAGCUGCAGGAUGCAGAGGAGCCUCCGGCAAAACCGCAGGCCAGUCUGCUGAAGGGCAAGGAAGAGACAUUGUCCCUUGAGCUGCCUCCCAUCAUCACCUCGGCGACCACCAUGCAGGAACCAGAGCCUGGGCCUGAGCCAUCCAGGGCAGCAGAGGGAGCCAGAGGCAUCAGUGAUGCCGGUGAUAAAAGCAGCCUUUUGGGAAGCAGACAACAGCAGAAGCUUCUGAAAGUCCCCCAGGCCAUCGAAAGUGACUCUACCCCCCUCAGCCGGGGGCUUUCACCCACUGAGGAGCAAGUGCCAGACCCAGAGGAUAAGUCGAGGACCAAAGUGGAGGAGAUCAAGGAUGCCGUUUACGUGACCAUGGAAAUCCUGUCCAACUGGGGCGGCACAGCAUGGGUGGGGCUCACGGAAGUCGAGUUCUUUGACCUUAACAACACCAAGCUUUAUGUGUCACCUCGUGAUGUGGAUAUCCAGAAUGCCAGCACGCCUGGGGAGCUGGGCCACCUUGUCAAUCGGAACUUGGCAAGCAAGAAGGGCCUCCCUCUGUGGACAUGCCCCUUCCAGCCCCCGCUCCAGCUCUUCUUUAUUGUCCGCAACACCCAACAGCUGCACGACUUCCGGCUAGCCAAGAUCAAGGUCUGGAAUUACUGGACGGCUGAGGGCGAUCUUGACAUUGGUGCCAAGAACGUGAAGCUCUAUGUCAACAAAAACCUCAUCUUUGAUGGCAAGUUAGACAAAGGUGGUGGAGAGGCCCCUGCUGACCAGAGCAUCUCAGUGGACCUGAAGAAUGAAAAGAAUGAGAGGAUGGAGAACGCUGUUAACACUCACUUAGAAGACAGCGAAGAUGCCCACAAGAUGGCUGCCGCAGAUGGGGACAGAGAGCUCAGUCUCCAUCGCUCCCAGCCAGCUGGAGUGUUAUUGGAUUCGAAGGUUUCUUCACAAGAACAUUUAUUUGGUGAAAGAGUGAAUUCUACUAACUGCAUGAAGGACAAUUUGUCCAAGUUAGAGGGAGGUUUAAGAAUGUUAGCUGCCCCCAUCUUGAUGGAUGAUGUCCCUAGUGACCCUUCCCCAUCCCCACCUGUGAAAUGCCCUUCUCUUGAGGAGCUCUCUCUGAUCCAGCAACUGGAAAACCUCAUGGGCAGGAAAAUAUCUCAGCCACCAGGGAAAACCCCAUCCUGGUUACAACCUUCUCCCAAAGGGAAAGGCAGGAAGCAGGAAGGCAAGAAGCCAAAACCUCUCUGGCUUAGUCCUGAGCAGCCGCUGGACUGGAAAGGCCAGCUUCUGUCAGAGGAUGGCAUUGAUACAGGUCCUGGAGAGACUGAGGCUGGGGAUAAAGGCACCAGGCGUGAGCAAGGAUGGGCAAACAGCAGGAGCAUCAUCACUGGCGACAGACCCCAGAGGGUAACCCCCAGAGUCUGCAGGGACGACUUAGACAUCUUUAAGCUGCCGUCCAGCAGAGAGCGCCCUGCGAGUGGGAGGAGGAGCUCCAGGAAGGAUGUCCUCAGCAGUAGUCAUGGUGAUGACCAGCCCACCAGCAGAGAAGACGCCGUGUCCACCCGGAUCCUGCCAUGGUCCCUGUGGCGCAGCGAGCAGGAGCACAUGCUGCAUGAGUCAUGGAACUCCCUCAGUGCCUUUGACCGCUCCCACCGGGGGCGCAUCUCCAACAUGGAGUUCCAGGGAGACAUCCUGGAUGCAUUCCUGCAGCAGCAGAGAAGCAGCCGGCAGAAUGACCUGCCAUCUCCCGGGAAGGAGGAGAAGCCAGAGCCACUGCAGGGCCAGGAUGACUGCUCCGUAGAGACAGACGAUGGCAGUGACUUUAAAAUCCCCGUCUUGCCUUAUGGACAGCACUUGGUCAUCGAUAUCAAGUCAACAUGGGGGGACCGACACUACGUCGGCCUUAAUGGAAUAGAAAUAUUCACUUCCAAGGGCGAGCCGGUGCAAAUCCUGAACAUUAAAGCAGACCCCCCUGACAUCAAUAUUUUACCGGCAUAUGGGAAAGACCCCCGUGUGGUCACCAACCUCAUCGACGGGGUAAAUAGGACCCAGGACGACAUGCAUGUUUGGCUGGCGCCCUUCACGCCAGGCAAGUCCCACUCCAUUGCCAUUGACUUCAUGCACCCUUGCCAAGUCGCCCUGAUCAGGAUUUGGAAUUACAAUAAAUCGCGGAUACAUUCCUUCCGCGGCGUGAAAGACAUCACGAUGCUGCUAGACACGCAGUGCAUCUUUAAAGGAGAAAUCGCGAAGGCCUCGGGAACCCUGACGGGAGCCCCAGAGCACUUUGGAGACACUAUCUUAUUCACCACCGAUGACGACAUUCUCGAAGCUAUCUUCUGCUCUGAUGAGACAUUCGACGUGGACACGGAGAGCCUGUGCAGCCUGCAGCACGAGGAGGCGCUGAGGAGGCCCAGCACGGCCGACAGCGAGGGUGACAACAGGCCCUUCACCCAGGCUGGCCUGUGGGCUGACGCCCUGGUCCCGGAUCCAGAGCUGUCGCCCAGUCCACCCAUCCCUGAGGUCACCACACCAGAGCCAGGCGUCUACCAUGGGCUCUGCCUUCAGCUGAAUUUCACUGCCUCCUGGGGGGACCUGCACUACCUGGGGCUCACAGGCCUGGAGGUGGUGGGCAGGGAUGGCCAGGCACUGCCCAUCAGCCUGCACCAGAUAUCUGCCUCCCCCAGAGACCUGAAUGACCUCCCCGAGUACACCGAUGACUCCCGCACCCUGGAUAAGUUAAUCGACGGAGCCAACAUCACGAUGGAGGAUGAGCAUAUGUGGCUGAUCCCCUUCUCGCCGGGGCUGGACCACAUGGUCACGAUCCGCUUCGACAGGGCUGAAAGUAUCGCAGGCUUGCGUUUCUGGAACUACAAUAAAUCUCCCGAGGACACCUAUAGAGGGGCCAAAAUCGUCCACGUCUCCCUGGACGGCUUGUGCGUCUCCCCUGCGGAGGGCUUCCUCAUCCGGAAGGGGCCGGGGAACUGCCACUUUGAUUUUGCUCAAGAAAUCCUCUUUGUGGACUACCUGCAGCCUCGCCUGCUGCCCCAGCCAGCCAGGAGGCCCCACAUGAAAAGCCGGGAGCACGCAAGCAUGGACUACGAGGCACCGCUGAUGCCGUGUGGCUUCAUCUUCCAGUUUCAGCUCCUUACCAGCUGGGGCGACCCCUACUACAUCGGCCUGACCGGCCUGGAGCUGUAUGACGAGCGAGGAGAAAAAAUUCCUCUAUCAGAAAACAAUAUCGCCGCCUUCCCAGACAGCGUGAACUCCCUAGAGGGCGUAUGUGGGGACGUCCGAACCCCUGACAAGCUCAUCGACCAAGUGAACAACACCAGCGACGGCAGGCAUAUGUGGCUGGCUCCCAUCCUGCCGGGCCUGGUGAACCGGGUUUAUGUGAUUUUCGAUCUGCCUACCACCGUGUCAAUGAUCAAGCUGUGGAAUUACUCAAAAACACCCCACCGAGGGGUGAAGGAGUUUGGCCUCCUGGUGGAUGACUUGCUGGUGUACAAUGGGAUCCUGGCCAUGGUGAGCCACCUGGUGGGGGGCAUCCUGCCCACAUGCGAGCCCACAGUGCCCUACCACACUAUCCUCUUCACCGAGGACACGGAGAUCUGCCACCAGGAGAAGCACACGACUAUCAGUAGCCAGGUGGAGGAUCAGGACGUCCAGAUGAUGAAUGAGAGCCAGAUUGUUACCAACUCUAAGCGGAAGCAGAGUGCCGUUGACCCAGCCUUACGCCCCAAAACCUGCAUAAGCGAGAAGGAGCCGGCAAGACGGUGGCGGUGCUGAUUGACCCAGGGAGAGCAGCCGCCAGCCAGCAGAGAGCGGGUCCCCACCUCCCGCCAGGGCUCUGCCCCUGGCUUCCCACAACCAGUGUCCCCUGUCCACAGUCCUCAGUGUGGGCCAGCCCGGACCCUGGGGCUGGAAGAGAACCACCGCAGGGAAAAGGAACUUGGGGAAUGGGAAGCCUGGGAGAUAUAGGCGUUACAGGCAGGAGGAAGCAGGCUGCCGCUGCAGGCCUUGAUGUGGCCUUUGGGCUUCCCCUGCAGUUCUGAGGCCAGUGGCAGGAGCCCAGGGGCACUUCCCUUGGUACCUCUCCUACCAAACCCAGCAAAUCAGGGCCCAUGUCCUCUCAGGUCUGCCCUGUGAUACCUGGACUGGCCCUGACUUGGACCAGGACAGUGAGGUGGACGGGGAGACCUCCCAUCAAGCCUGCUUGGGGCCCAGCUCAUGGCUUAAUCUGAAAAACCAAUCAAUACCAGCAUUGUGUGAGGAGCGUUGGGGGAGGCCCUGCCCCAGGCCCCACACACACUGUCUGCACAUCUCUGCCUCGUUAGGCGGCCAACACAGCUGGCUGUGAAGGUGGGAUUGUUUCCUGGCCCUCGAAUUUCUGGUCAGGACUGCCACAACCCCCUCACUCAUUCUGGGCCCUGCCCAGGCCCAGUCAAGAAAGACGGGCCCCUCAGGGAGCUGGGUGUGUAGGUCACUGUCCUCUGGUCAGAACUGACAAGGGCUGGCCCAGGGCUGUGUCCCGCUGAGGAAAGGAGUGAGCUGUGCCCACUAGGUCCCUCUGACAUGCCAAGGGCAUUUCUACAGUGCUGCAGGCCCAGAAAGCAUGGCGGGCAGGUGGGCAAGCAGCUUCACAGCCCAGAGGGUGGCAGAAUCCACCAGAUGCACAGACCUGGGCACAGGGUGAGGCAGAGGAAGUGGACUGUGGCCGCACCAGAACCUCACCCCGGGCCAAAGAGGCACACCUCCUUGUUCCCUUACUCCGUGCCCUUGCCAUCUUGCUCAGGAUCUGCUCUCAGGCUUUCGGGCUUGCUUUCUGCCUCGGCCCCGGUGCCCGACUCCUCCCUCUUCCAGCCCCUUCCCAGCAAGUUGGAAAUGUGCCUUGCACCCACAGCCGCAAGGAGCCCAGAAUGCAUCUAUUUCCAUCUAUGUAACAAGCUUGGAUCGGGGACCUAAUUGGUUUCCCAGUGGUGGGUAAUUUCUCGUUCCAAAUAUUAAUCCGUUGUUUUCCUGGCACCCAGCCCAGCCCGCCGCGAUACUGUACUCUUAAGUACGUUCCUAUGCAACUGAGAGCCCGAGCAAAUACUUUAUGAGCUUUGCAGCUUGGGCGGGAGCAACUAUGCAAAUGCGCUUUUCAUUUGGAGCUUGGGGCUGAUGCAAAGAUAAGGAAUUGUUUCUCCGGAGCAGAUCCAUCAUUCCCAUGGCUUCCAGGCCCCCAGCUUCUCUGCUCACCUCCCAGAUGUGGCGGGCAUCUCCUGGACCACUUCCCAGGGAAGUCUCUGCCGAUCAAGCCAGCUCUUAGUGACCAAAGCCAGUGCUGUUGCUUUAAAAGAAUCCAGCUUUCCAUUCCUGCCCAAGGCAUCAGUAGGGUCAGAUUUGUCAGGGAGAUUGCACAAAUACUACACACACUCGCUCCCAGAAUCUGAGCUGAUGUUUAUAAUAAUUGUAUGUACCAUGCAAUUUAGGAGGGAAAAGAGGUUGUACAGGCAUUCACUCUAAAAUAAAUUUCUAUUUUUUUCUCUUGCAAAAUCAAUAAAAGAUGUUAUUAAGAAUACAGUCUGCUGCACUAGAUUUGGGGUCAGAAGGGAGGGAGCCCUUGCUGCCUGCAAAAACUGAAUCAGAGAUCACUUGCUGCUUGCUGAGGGGCCCGGGCAAGCCCGCUCUGAUCCCUCCUUUCCCCUCUGCAAAUGGGGUUAUGACUAGACCUGCCUCCUUGGCGAGUUGUCGUGCUGCGUCAGACAGAUAAUAAUAGCCAGUCCUCAGGGAGAGGUCGUGACGCGCCUGGCGCUGUUUCAAGCACUGACCCACUGAAUCCACUUAACAACCAUAUGAGGUAGGCACUAUUAUUUUCCACAUUUUACAGAUAAGGGAGCUGAGGCACAGGGAGGUUGAGGAACUUGCCUAAAAUCACACAGCUCUGGAAAGUUUUAGUCAAGGCAUAAAUCCUGGGAGAGCCCGGGGAGGACACAACCCUAUGGGCUUUGGCCCUGGAGUUUCCCAGAUGCCUGUUCCCCACGUCCCUUUGUCCUCCAAGGUGCUCAUUGGCAUCUCUUGGCUUCUGG
This is a messenger RNA of Loxodonta africana (African savanna elephant), 7474 nucleotides long. RefSeq names its product katanin interacting protein (gene KATNIP). The record is from RefSeq and is a predicted model, not a curated record. Lineage: Eukaryota; Metazoa; Chordata; Mammalia; Proboscidea; Elephantidae. The transcript has 30 exons. The coding region runs from base 93 to 5192 and encodes 1699 amino acids.